CCCCUCCCUCGCGCGCGCGGAGAUGGGGAGAGAAGUUUGCCUGCGGCUCGGUCCAGCGAGCAUUGACUGUUGAGGAGACAGGGGCUUCUGGUUUCCAGGGAAUGCUGAGGAAUACCCGCCCGCAGGCUCACCUCACCCCGCUUUGAGUGGUAAAGACACGAGGCAGGCAGGAAGAAGGAAGGAACGGGGGGUGGCAUUUAGUGGGAUUCAUGUGGCAAAACUAAAAGUGAAGGAAGCUCGGGUCAGUGGGACAGCGGGCGCGCGCGCGGACUGCCUGUCCUGUCGAAUCCAACGAAGGAGCCGAGGAGGAGAGACCGAGACCAGAAGACGACCGUCCCGAGCGAGAGCGACACGAGUGCGGCUCAGGAUGAACAACAACAAAACCGAGAAGGAGAACGAGACGACUGAAUUCACCAACCACGAAGAGGAGGUCCGAACACUAUUUGUCAGUGGACUACCGCUGGAUAUUAAACCACGGGAGCUGUAUCUCCUCUUCAGACCAUUUAAGGGCUAUGAAGGCUCCUUGAUUAAACUCACCUCUAAACAGCCGGUGGGGUUUGUCAGCUUUGACAGCCGAUCAGAGGCGGAGGCUGCCAAGAAUGCCUUGAACGGCGUCCGUUUUGAUCCAGAGAUUCCCCAAACCUUGCGGCUGGAGUUCGCCAAGGCCAACACCAAAAUGGCCAAAAACAAGCUGGUUGGCACUCCCAACCCCCCUCCAUCUCAGCAAAGCCCCGGGCCGCAGUUCAUUAGCAGGGAUCCAUAUCUUUUCUCUGCCAGAGAAGGGGGUGGUACUUGGUGCCUCAGAGGGAAAUGGAAGGAAGCGGUUAAUGAAACCCUGACGUAAUCACCAGGAGAGAAAUUUCUGUCAUUUCCUGUUAAGACAUGUUUAAAUCAGAAUCUUUCUGUUGUUUUUUUGUUGUUUUUGUCUGAUCAUGCUUGGAUAAACAGUCACCGGGAGACAUGGAGAGCACAGGAAAUCCUACUUAAAAAUCUACCACUUAUCUGAUGUUUUCUCCAAUGAGUUGCCUCCGUGUCGUGAUUUUCUGCGUUCUGACGUGUGCACUUGUCUUGUACCACUCAGCACCUCCUUCUUUACUCGAGCACUUUUUGUUGUCACCAUCACUUUGCACUUAUCGAGUAAAUCAACAUGUCUGAGGUGGUUUCCUCUGAAACGUAUGGCCUUAUGCGUGCAAACUGUUGGGCAAUAUCACACAAGCGCAUUUGAUCCGCAUCAGAACUGAAGUUCUACGAUGUUUCGCAGGUAUGGAAACUCUGGUGAAGUUCUUAAACAAGGGGUUCCAAUUCAAGGAUUCAAGGGAGUUUUUAUUGCCAUCGUCAGUGAACAAAACAAACUAGGAAUUUGCUGCGGUGCCAGUGUGCCACAUACAACACUUACGAAUAAAAAAGAACAACAGUAAGCAAAAUAAAUCACUUGCAAUCCAAUCACUUGCAAGUGAACUUUGGUGUGGUUCACUACAGUGUAACAGUCAACUAAAGAGCAGAAGUGAACUGAAUAGUGAAAUGCACAUUUUCAGAAAAAACAAAGUCUUGCAUUGCAAAUAAGGAAAAAUGCAAAAACUAGAGUAUGUCCAAUUAGUAAAGGUGGCGUCACAAAGUAAAGUUGCUUCUCAGUAAACAAUCGGAGGACAGGCAGGAUUAGCUUAUUAUCUUCUCUGUGCUUUUUUUUCCUUCCUGGUCAGAGCUUAUCAAGACCUUCCCCACUUAAGCAGUUGUUGGAACUUAAGGACGUUUCCUGACAAGCAGACUAUUAUCCUAAUUGAAAAUACAGCUUUCAACUUCUUUUUUUUUUUUUUGGUAAACGUACUAGUUUUUUAUUUUACUAAAGCCUCACCUUCCAUUUCCACAUCUGCCUCAAACCAGAAUGGAUUAAAUGUUGCACUUUCUAAAAGACCACUAGAGGCUGGUUUCAUAUUGGCUACUAACUAAGACGUCUAUCUUUACAGCAAAAGAUAAACCUAUUUAUUUAAAUUUAGAUUUAGAUAAUUGAUUUCAGAAAUAUUGAAUUUUUUUUUUGUCUUUUCAUGACAAUUGCAGAGUUGAAACAUUUUUUUAAACUAGUCAUUUUGAUUUAGAAAAUAAUUUGCCUCGAUUUCUGCAACAUGUCGUUUCUUUUUAUUGGAAUGUGGGUGGACCCAUCGAUGGAGUCCAACAAAAAUUCCCACCCACUAUAUUUGUCAUGUUGUUCGUUUGGGGCGGAGCAAUGUUCCCAUCCCAAGUGAGGCUUCAUUUUUGUAAUUCAGGAUCCCAUGUUUGACGUCAGCUUGUCUACCCAGUAUUUCUAUGUCAAACUUUCUGCUAGAUGCCUCGACGCUCCAGUGGCUGAGCAACCGCCAACGUUUUUCUGGACUUCAUUCGUUGCCACAUCAUGGAGAACAUGGAUGAUGUUGAGCGAGUAGCUAGGCUUUACAUGUUUGUAAGAGCUCUACAAGCCCGUCGCCGUGACUGGGUUCACCGGAUCCUUCAGAGUCUCUCCUGGCGUGCUCUGGAGCUGCGCCUCGGUUACGGCCGUUUCAAAUGUUACUUCCGUCUGUCCAUUGGCCAGUUUGAGCCUCAACCCGAGAGAGGAACAAUAAAAAUAAAACUGGAGGUCCGACUGCCGGACAGGCAUGAAUUUCCUAAAGUCUUUUGAGGAAACAUUUUUCUUAAAUUAACCAUUUGUGGUCAUAAGCACAGUUUUUUUUGCUCAAAUCUUCUUUAGCGCGAGCUACACCUAGUGGGCAAACUGAAACGCCCUCCAGGAGAGGUGGAACAUAAAGAUCUGCACAUUUUUGUUGCAGCUUCUCCGUUUGAGAAACCAUGUAACACUGUGUACAAUUUCAUUGGUUUAUUAUUUCACCAAUAGAUUUAACUGUAUGUGAACCGUAUCAGAUUAAAAUGAAUAUGUUCAAAACAUAUAUUGAUUAUUUUUGGAUUUCUAUAAAAAUAUCUCUAAAUGUGUAAACUGUGUAAAUUAAAUACUAAAUUCAGUCAAAUCGAAAGAGUGGAUUGAAAGAAUCAAAAAAACGUGGAUCUAGUGAAUCAAAUCGAAUCGAUUCUAGAAAUUAUUGGUGAUACCCAACCCUAGUUGGCGUCUGCAUUGCCACAAAAGGCUACUAAAUUGACUUAAUUUGGUUGGAGCCGGAAGUAAGCCAUGUUCUAUGGGUGACACUCACUCACUCAGUCCAGUUCUCAUAUACAGUCAAUGAUCUUUAGCUAACCUAAACUAUGUUAAGUCCAACAGGAAGUCUCUGACUUGAGAUGUCAUUUCUUUUUCUUUGUCCAAAUGUAAGUGGCAUUGAACUGACGUGAUCUAAAGCUUUUGAAGCAGCUGUCACACAGUGAUAUGAUGACGAGCUGAAGGCCAGACAUAUUAGCAUAUUUCAGUCUUUGAUCUUCAGGGAAGACGAUGACAAACGCGUCCUGC
This is a messenger RNA of Oryzias latipes (Japanese medaka), 3424 nucleotides long. Its product is annotated as RNA binding protein, mRNA processing factor. Gene Ontology annotation, molecular function: RNA binding. NCBI's taxonomy places the organism in Eukaryota, Metazoa, Chordata, Actinopteri, Beloniformes, Adrianichthyidae. The record is from RefSeq and is a predicted model, not a curated record.